AGCAAGGCGGAUAUCGCGCGGGCCUACCGCCAGCUGGCCCGGCGCUACCACCCCGACCGCUACCGGCCGGAGCCCGGCGACGAGGACCCGGGGCGGACGCUGCAGAGCGCCGAGGAGGCCUUCCUGCUGGUGGCGACCGCCUACGAGACGCUCAAGGAUGAAGAAACACGGAAGGAUUAUGACUACAUGCUGGAUCACCCAGAAGAGUACUACAGCCAUUACUAUCAGUACUACAGCAGGCGUCUGGCCCCCCCAGUGGAUGUCAGAGUGGUGAUUCUGGUCAGCGUGUGUGCUAUCUCACUGUUCCAGUUUUUCAGUUGGUGGAAUAGCUAUGAUAAGGCAAUCAACUACCUAGCCACAGUGCCCAAGUAUCGAAUCCAAGCCACGGAGAUUGCCAAGCAGCAGGGAUUGCUCAAAAAAGCCAAAGAGAAGGGCAGAAACAAAAAGUCCAAAGAAGAAAUCCGUGAUGAAGAGGAGAACAUCAUAAAGAACAUUAUAAAAAGUAAAAUAGAUAUAAAGGGGGGCUAUCAGAAACCCCAGAUACGUGACCUUCUCCUAUUUCAAAUUCUCUUAGCCCCCUUUCACCUGUGCUCAUAUAUACUGUGGUACUGCCAGUGGAUCUAUAAUUUUAACAUCAAAGGCAAAGAAUAUGGGGAAGAGGAAAGGCUGUAUAUCAUACGUAAGUUUAUGAAGAUGUCAAAGUCUCAGUUUGAUAGUCUAGAAGAUCAUCAGAAAGAAACUUUUCUUAAACGGGAGCUCUGGAUAAAGGAGAAUUAUGAGGUCUAUAAACAAGAACAAGAAGAAGAACUAAAGAAAAAGUUAGCAAAUGAUCCUAGAUGGAAGAGAUACAGGCGAUGGAUGAAGAAUGAGGGGCCGGGCCGGUUGACAUUUGUGGAUGACUGAAGAGUGCUGAAAUGCUACUAUGCCAAACUUUAAUUGUAAUAUUAUUUUCAUAACUAAAUUAUUUUAGAAAUUUAUGAACUGCUCCUCAGCAGUAACUAAAAUUCCCGAAGUAUUUGAUUAAACAGAAUGAUGUAGAAUUGUAAAUGUUCCCUAAAUCUUUAUACAUAAAACAUUUAUGAUUGUUCAAUUUUUAUAAUCUGUUUGUGGAUUUUGUUAAAAAUUUGACAUGAAGACUUAUUAGUUGCCACUUAAGAAUUUUAUAUGUUUGUCAUGAAAAUUUAUUAGCUACCAUUUGACAUUUUUGUGUUAAGUGUUUAUUCUUCAAGUGUCUCCUUAGUCUUUGUUGUAGUGCUACAUCUUUCUGCUUUUGUGUCCUCUUGUAUUCUUACAAAACAUAAAAAUUCAACAGCAUAUAAUUACAUUUUGUGAGUGUCUUUCCAGACACAAACUUCUUUACCAAAACGAUUCAGCUAUCAUAUCUUCAUUACAGUCAUUCUAGGAUUGAAUUAUGUUCAAAUAUCUCUCUAGGAGAGUCUUCUGCUACAACCUGUUUAUACUCCCCCCCACCCCGUCAUAAUAUUCCUAAUAAGAUCAGAAACUCUCCAGGAGAGUGAAUCUACCUUUGUGUCCUUGUAGGAUGAACUUGAUUACAGUCAUUAUAGGACUAUAAUUGUAUUCGCAGAUAUCUCCAGGUGAGACCUUGUGAAAGGGUCUUCCAUAGUACCAUAGUAUUGCUUCCCCCUCUCCAGUUAAAACAAAAUAGUGUUCUGAAAAGUUGUUCGUAUAUUAUGAAGUCCUUGAGCAGUGAAAAAUCCAUUGUACAUGGUGCAUUUAUCUGCAUUUGAACCAGAAAGAAAAAGUGCAUGACUGUGUACUAUUCUUUUCAACAAUGAAGUAUAAAUGUUUUAAACAUGUGGAAAUGAAAGUAAUUCACACAUAAUUUGACUGAAGCAAGUGUGAUACUAUACCAAAGUAUCAAGACAUAUUCAUGGUAGUGAAUCAGUACUCCUGGUUACAGGAUUUGUCCUAUUGCUUCAUUUUAAUAAAGUGAUUGCCGUAUGUCAUAAGUU
Molecule: messenger RNA, 1973 nt
Organism: Condylura cristata (star-nosed mole)
Lineage: Eukaryota; Metazoa; Chordata; Mammalia; Eulipotyphla; Talpidae
Gene: DNAJC25
Product: DnaJ (Hsp40) homolog, subfamily C, member 25
Exons: 4
Biological process (GO): protein folding
Cellular component (GO): endoplasmic reticulum membrane
Source: RefSeq, a predicted model, not a curated record